CAGGAGCUGCAGGUGGCGCUCAAGGCCAAGGAGACAGCGGAGAACGACCGAAACACCAUGGAACUUCGAGCGGCUGGGGAGCGGGCGCAGCACAAGUCCAACAUGGCCUUCGAGAUGGAAGAGAGUCAGAAACUGCAAGAUGCGCAGCGAGGCGUGGACAAGCGAGGUCACGAUCAAGCUAUAAACGAUACCCGCGUAGAGCUCAAGGCAGCACGUGAUGACUUGGACAACCGCGUCAAGUCCUGGGAGCUUGAUGUGGCCCACUCCUACGCCAUGAAGACAAUCUCCGAUGAUCGCAUCCUGAGCUUGGAAAAGGCCUUAAAAGAAAGCAACUCGCGACUCAGCGCAGCCUACAAGAAGCCCACCAAGCCGUCCAGCUCUUCGUCCUCAGGUCUAGAUGCUGGCCUGACAGAUCUCGGCCGCCAGAAUGAGAAGGAGCUAGGCCUGCGGGAGGAGAUUCAUGCGCUCGAGCAGGAGAAGCAGCACAACAAUAAGGAGAUGAGCAGCAUCAGGCUGGAACUGCUUGGCUUGAAGCGGGAGAACGAGAGGAAGAAGGCUGAAACCACUUCCAGCCUCCGUGGGCGAGGCAGGGGGCGCAAAGGCCGUGGACGCAGCUCCAGGAAGUUUUUGGAGAUCAUCGAUGAGGAGGAUGACAAUGAUGAUUUGCCAGAUUCAAAGAGCGUGGAUCAGGAGGAUUGGGCCAGCGAAUGUGUCAGCAGCGAUUGUGGUGACAACGAUGUUGAUGAUUGCGGAACUUCAUUGCCAGACACCACGGCUCAGCUGGACGCGGUCAACAAGCUGCUCUUGGAGCUUUCGAACGAGCGGAAUCUCAAACAAAGCCUGCGUGCCGAGCAAGCGGGCCAAAGCGCAGAGCACAACGAACAGAUUGAGCAAUUGCGCCAGCAGAUGACAGAGUCCAGCUUGCUGCAAGAGAAGACUGCGGCAGAGAACCAACGCUUGAAAUCGCUAGACAGCGAGAACCGCGUGCAGAACCUAAGGCAGGUGGACGGACUUCAAGUGAAAGUCAGGGAUCUGGAGGAAUUACUUUGCGACCAGAGGGCCAUGGUGCAGGAGCAAUGGCGCUUCGCACGUGAGCAUGAGUUCAACAAAAGCGCAUUGGAAGAAAAGCUGCAGAUGCAGACCGAGGCUCUACGCAUUACCAGCAUGCGCUUGCAGGAUGCAUUGCAGCAGCAUCAGAAUGAAGCUGUGCGCCACCAGCAGGAGUUGAACUCGCUGAAGCUGCAGUUGGCCCUGGAGAAGAAGAAAGGUGGCGGCACAGCUGCCGAGGUGGAACCAAGUGAAGCGAAGGAUCCUCAACCUGAGACAUCCAUGGAGUUCCUGGAGCAGCGCGUGAAAGACCUGCAGGAAGAGCGCAACAUCCUGGUUGGCAAGUUGGAGGUGAAAGAGGUGCAGUAUCAUUUACAACUGGACGACCUUUUCCGCGAGAACGCCUCCAAGCUUCGUGACCAGCGUAUCCAGUUCGAAGAGCAGAUCGCUGCGAUCCAAGCCAAGUUCGAGCUGCGAAACCAUUUGCAGGGGCAGGCCUUCGAUUACAUCAAUACAGCCAGUUCCAGCCACCCAGUGCUAGGACAGGCCACCCCUACAACGACAUCCGAAGAUCCGAAGGGCUCCCCGCGGCCGGAGGACCUUGAUGCCCGCAAGGUGCUGACCAGCGGCCAGAGCGGGUCCAGCACGCCACACACACGGAGUGUGGUGAGUGCAGGUACAGACUCGAGCGCGGUAUCAGAGUCGCUUAGCGGAGUCAAAAGUAUGGUGUGGACUAUUAUUGGCUUGCUGCCCAAUGUGGCAGCCAUGCUGUGCACUGUGGAAGCGUUGAUUAUUCAACAAGUCACCCCACGCGUGAGCGUCCUUCUGGGUGGAGUCUUGAUCGGGAAGUCGUUCUUUAGCCUUGUGCGGCAGAGCAGCGCAGCCUCAUUCCGACGAACCAUGCAGGUCAACCAAGCCAUGGCGGAGGGCAGCCAGUGCGAUAUCCCCAACUUCCUGGCAAGGACUUUGGCACGCUAUGAGCUGGUCGCACCGGACGGCAAGUCGGUCGACGUGGUGAUCUCUACAGCACACCUGCCCGGAGAGCACAAAGUCGGCGAGCGCCACAUCUUGCUGCUGCUGGUGGAGCAGCCCUCGGAACGGCUCCGCGGGCAGUACUCGGUGGCCAGCAGCGACGUGUGCCCCUCCGACAGCGUGAGCGUGGGGCGGCGAAGGCCGCAGCUCAUGAGCAGCGAGGCGCAGCGCACCAAGCUGAGAGCCUCCUUCUUCUCCAGCUCCAGGCAGUCUGCCAGGGUGUCGACUUCCUCAGAGUCGCCAUCCCCUCGCAGUUCAUUGUGCAAGUGAAUCUUGAUGAGCCCGUUGCGUUUCCAAGAUGCUCCGGCCACAGCUCAGAUCCUGAUAGCUGAUAGCUGAAUAGUGCUAUUCGCCGGCUUGAGUUUCGAGGCGGCUUGAGUUUCGCUGCCUUGGCUGUUUCCGCCCGCUUGCAUGAUAUCAUAUCCCCACCCCUCUAGGGUCCGGAAAUUGGGGGGGAACGUCUGAAAAUGUAAUUUGCA
This is a messenger RNA of Effrenium voratum, 2558 nucleotides long. The record is from the annotation of a GenBank genome assembly. Lineage: Eukaryota; Dinophyceae; Suessiales; Symbiodiniaceae.